This is a messenger RNA of Podarcis lilfordi (Lilford's wall lizard), 14992 nucleotides long. The record is from the annotation of a GenBank genome assembly. Lineage: Eukaryota; Metazoa; Chordata; Lepidosauria; Squamata; Lacertidae.
UCUCAUGAAAAUUCCUGCGCGCCCAGAUGAAGCAAAGCCCCUUUCGCACCUGACGUCAUCGGCCAGGGACGAAAGCUUUUUUUUAGUGCGCAUGCUCUGUGUUUGCCCGCGGGCAGGCGCGAGAGGGGCUGCUGCGAUGCUCCGGCUUUGCGCGUCGCUGCCGCGUCGGGGAGUCGCUUGGCGGGUGAGGCGGCGGGGCGCGCGCGAGGGAGCUGCGGGGCUCCGGGGAAGCGGGGGCCUCCCCCCCCCCGCCUCCGGAAAGCCACUCAGGCGGGAGCGCGCUCGGGCGGCUGGAAAUGAAAUAAGGGUUGUACUUGGCGAGCGGCUUGAGGCUGGACUUCGGCUGGCGCUGCUGUCAAUAUUUGGGGAUAGAAACGAGCCGGGGCCCCAACUGGAAUAAAAUAUGGCGGGGGAGGCUGGCAUGGGCCUAGGCCGGAUUUUUUUGGGCGGGGAGAACCUCAGUUAAGUAUUUUUUAUUGAAUUAGGGGGGCAUCUACCCCCCUUGGCUACCCCCAUGGGCCCUGGUAAGCCUCACGCCACAUAAUCACAAGACGCUGUGCCUGCACACCAUUGGAAUGGCAUGCCCAUGGCUAUGGAAACGAGGAAAUAAAAUUGAAGACGCUAUUGAUUUUUUUAUUCAUGGCAGCACGUACUACCAUGGUUCAGAAGUAGAAGGCAGCAUUGGAGAGGGCUGGUAGGGUUAAGCCAGAAGCCUUUGGGGUGUUUUGGAGAGAUCUUAUUGAAUAUGUGAACAGGGCAAAGCUGCUACACUCCUUGACAGGCUUCACAGACAUAUGUAAUAUGUGAAGAUAGUAUUACUUUUGUAGUUAUAUCAAUAUUUUAAGUAUCCCCAUUUUUCCUUCUUUUCAGCUCAUUCCCUAUCUUUGUAUUUGUUCUGUGAAGCAUAAGAUACACUAGCCACUUACAUUAUUUAUGUCUAUUGUGCAUCAAAAUGUGAUUCACCAUCCCCCAUUAUGUUUGCUUUAUUGGUUUCUAAACUAUGUGCAACAAACUAUGUUAACAAAGAGUGUUUGAAAAAAAAACAUGUUAGUGUUGAUCACCACAUAUCACAGCAGCAAGUUCAUUAUUUUUGUGUGAAAAGGGAGUUUCUUUGCCUUGUCUUGAAUCUUACUUUUUAUAUUCAGUCAGUUGUUCUCCAUACAUGUGAAUAUAGCCACAGAGGGAACAAGAACAAGGUGAAGCCCUGUGCAGAUGUACUUGCAGCUGUGUAAAGAAGUGCAUAGUGCUGUCUUUUAGAAUUUUCUGAGUCUUCACUUGAUUGCACAGCACAUCCACCUGCUAUGCAAACCCAAUCCACUCCAGUCCUGAGAUACCCAAAGCAUCCUUGAUGUCUGUGGGGACUACGCAUCAAAAGCAUUUUCGGAGAUCCAACAUAUGAGGCAGAGAGAGCUUUCAUGACAGGGAGUGCUAUCUUUUUUGCACUGUGCCACUAAAAGGAGUUUAGGGCAAAGUCAUAACAUUUUGACAGUAUGGUGAGCACAUGUAUCGAAAAGCAUCAAUGUAUUGUCACUCAUUUUUAUAUACAGCAUCACAAGUGAACUUUACAAAGCAACAUAAGCAAAAGAAAAGGAGAAAUAAGGAAAAAUGUCAGGCCUCUGCCUCAGUGAGCAUAUAUGUACAUUUCAGUAGUGUGGGGGUGUUAAAGAGGAAGGAUGAUGGUAAGGAUAAUGGGAUUAAUAUGAUAAAAAAAAGUUAUGCAUUCCUUAGUUACAGCCUAAUCCCUAUGCAUCAGUUUAGUGGAAUUACACUGUGGUAAACAUCUGCAAGGCUAGCCUUUUUCUGUAUUUCAUUAGGACUGUGAAGGUGCACAGUGAAAAGUACAGGUUAUCUCAAAUGACCCCAUGGGAAAACUGGAUUUGGGGCUAAGUUGAGAGAGGUGGCACCAGGUUGGCAUUCUGUCUAAAGAUCCAAGCAUAAGCCAUCUCCGUGAUAAAUGAGCAGCCAUUUACAGGAGCUAUCUUGAUUGAGCUGUCGGUACCUUCAGAUAUCUUACUCCAUUUUUAUUUCUUCCCCUAGCCUUUGUGUACAUUAUCGAACCAGACAGGAUUUCUAGGCAACCCUGGUGUUUCAGCUAGUGUGACGGAUGUAGCUUCAUUAAAAGGUAAGGCCUUUUCAUGACUAGAACAGACUUGUUGCCUCUAGAUGUUGCAGGGCAUCCAGAUUCCAUCGAUUGCAUGGCCAAUUGUCAGGCGCAGUGAGAAUUGUUGGCAGAACAUUAGAACUUCCUCACUGGGGAAUGGUUGUAAUCCUUUACACACUUGAGAGUGAGUCCCAUUGAACUCAGUGGAGCUUACUUCUGAUGCGACAUGUAUAAACUUGUACUGUUAGUUAUCAAGUGUGCUAGAAAUGCCUGAUCCAUAACAGUGAUGUGAGGUGGAAAACAUUCCAUUUUUAGAAAUGCAUCAUUUAAUACAAGUAAUUAGCAGCAUACUGAAUGGAUCUACUAGCAGUCAAAGAUAAAAUAAAUAUUGUCAUUUUUUUUCACAUGAGUACCCCAUGGAAAGUACAUGCAUUUAUGUAUUCAGCUCUUUGAGCAUGCUAGAGUUAAUAUGGUAACUGUCCUGAGUGCAUUCACUUUUUAAAUUUAAACAGUGUAAGGGAAAUGCAUGCUAUACGUUGUUCAGCGUCUUUGUAAAUGACUUGGAUGAAGGAAUUGAAGGGAUGCUCAUCAAAUUUGCAAACAACACCAAACUGGAAAGGGUAGCAGAAGACAAAAUCAGAAUUCAAAAUGAUCUUAACAGAUUGGAGAACUGGGUACAAGCUAACAAAAUGAAUUUCAGUAGGGACAAAUGUAAGGUUCUGCACUUAGGCAGCAAGAACCAGAUGCACAAAUAUAGGAUGGAGGACACCUGGCUUACUAGCAGUACAUGUGAAAAGGAUCAUGGGGUCUUGGUGGACCACAAGCUUAACACGAGUCAUCAGUGUGAUGUAGUAGCAAAAAAGCUAAUGCUAUUUUAAGCUGCGUCAGUAGUCCAGAUCAAGGGAAGUAAUAGUAUCACUCUAUUCUGACUUAGUCAGAUCACACUUGGAAUACUGUGUCCAAAUCUGCACACCACAAUUUAAGAAGGAUUUUGACAAGCUGGAACAUGUGCAGAGGAGGGCGACCAAGAUGAUCGAUGGUCUGGUAACUAAGCCUUAUGAAGAGUGCUUGAAGGAGCUGGGUAUGUUUAGCCUGGUGAAGAGGAGACUGAGAGAAGAUAUGAUAGUCAUCUUCAUAUAUCUUAAGGGCUGUCACAUGGGGGAGGGAGCAAGCUUGUUUUCUGCUCUGGAGCGUAGAACUCGAACAAAUGGCUUCAAGUUGCAAGAAAGGAGAUUCCAGUUAAACAUUCGGAAAAACUUUCUGUCGGUAAGGGCUGUUCAGCUGUGGAACAGACUCUCACGAGAGGUGGUGGACUCUCCUCCCUUGGAGAUUUUUAAACAGAGGUUGGAUGACCAUCUGUCAUGGAUGCUUUAGUUGAGAUUCCUGCAUUGCAGAGUGUUGGACUAGAUGACCCUUGGGGUCCCUUCCAACUCUACAAUUCUAUCAAGUUGUCGUGUCUUAAAAAUAUUCACAAUUAUUUCAGUAAGAAUAAUUUCCAAGUAAAGUUUUGAAUUUAACUAUAAAAUUAAAAUUGCAUUGUAUUUUAUUGAUUUCUUCAUUUAAUCAAAUGUUUCUGGCUAUUGAAACUAACUUUUGUUGCACCCCGAAAGUAAUAUGGUGUGGUUUUAUUUAUUUUUUUACUAAAUAUGAGUCAAACAUAAAUAAGAACACCAUCAAUUUAGGGUAGUAGAUUUUUUUCUUAUUCAAAAUCUUCCAGUAAACAGAUAUCACUGCUACAUACUAUGAUUAAGAAUGGAAUAAAUUUUUGAAAGAGAAUCAAUCCCAGUUGCGUGUGCACCUGUAGUUCUCAACCCAUUGCUUCUGAGGAAGUUGGCGAUUUCAGGCGAUAUCAUUAGAGUAAUCUGCAAGUAACAACUUUACACGCUCUAAAAUGCUUAAAAUGUGGCUGACAAACUUGGAAGGGAUUGCCUACCUAAACAUUUAGUGCAGAUAUCUAGAAGUUUGAAACAGUAUUUUCAGUCCAGUUAUGUCCUAAAAGAGAUCUGAUGAUAGCACCUAGCCAUUUCAAAUAUUUUUCUAGUCAUGGUUUGAAAUAGAAUCAAUCUUAAUACAGGCUUUUAAAGAGUCACCUGGCAUUUCCUCUAGGCAUACAAUUAAGAAAGCAUUUGUAAAUUGGGUAAGAUGUUACCUUUCUUCUUUGCAAUAAUGAGUCCCAAAUAAAUAAAACAGGAAUGUGUGCAUAUGGCCUUGUAAAAAUGUAUAUGGAGUAAUGCUUUUGUGAAUUUACUUUUAAGUUUCAAAGAAAUUCUUUCAGGCAAGAUUGCCCGAAAUCACACCUGCACAUAUCCCCCCCCGCCCCCGCGCCUUGUUUCCUUCUAGAAAAGUGUCCUGCCGUCGUCUCUAGUGAGCCCAUCCUACGGAAAUGCAGCAUUCCCAUCCCCAAACACCUUGCACCUGUUCAGGCCUGGGUAGAGUCCCUGAAGCAUUAUGAGGCCAGGCACGUGGGCUUGACAGAUUUGCAUCCUGAUGUGUUUGCAGUAAUGCCCCGGUAAGAAUUGAUUACCAGUUACUAGGCAUUUGCAGAGAUGGGCUGGAAGUGACCAUCAGUCGUCAAAAAAUGGGUGUGGGGAUUUCUCAUAAAGCAUUUCAUGCAUCAAGGAAUGGUGGUGAAGGUUGGGGAUAGGUAACAGAAAAGAGAUAUGGAGUAUUGGUUACGAUACAUAAAAGGCUGACAUGCAGAUCUUAAGUUUCAGGAACCAUAUUCAGUUGAGCACCUGGCAAUCCUAUAGACCAGGCUGGGCCUGUCCAUAUGUGCCAUAGGGUUAAGAUGCCUUGAAUAGUUCCUGAAAUUUGGCGCUGUCAUUUCAGGAGUUUGGGCUUUUCAGUUUGUUCUUACAGGCAACUCCCAAUUUGUGUGGGGGUUGCUUUUCGGGUCAUUGCACUCUUGCAUGCAAUUGCAUGCAAUUGAAACACCCCUCUCUGCCCCUGCUCCUGUUCUGCCCUUUUAGUGGCGUCUUUGAUGAUAUUUCUGGGUUUGCCACUGUGCGCAUGUGUGUGAUUGCACACAUAUCAGUCGUGCCUAAAAUGUGAGUUGCCUGUAUUAGCUAAGCUGGUUAGGGAGCAUUUAACACCAAAACAGAAGUUGAAAUCUUACUUCCUCAUGACUUUCCUAGGCCAGGUUUCAAUUGGUAUCCUCCACCUCCAGCUGUAUCUUCUCCCUUGGAUAAAAUGGAGGCUUCAGUUACUGUGGCAAAAGGGACUGGUGUAAAAAUAUUGUGUUUAAAUUCUGAACCAUUUUAACCAUACUGCUUUCCAUCACGACGAUUACUGUGGUGCUGUCCCAUUUCCCAGAUCUCUUGCUAACUUGCUUCUUGUUGGUGUCUGUGUGUUUUCCUCUCAGCGUUGAUAUUCUACACACAGUGGCCAUCUGGCAGAAGAACUUUAAGAGAAUUGUAAGUAUAGAAAUUGGAAGAUCAGGAGCUGGUGGGCAAUAUGGGGAAGAACAUUGUUCAGUGGGAGUUUUGCAGGGAGAAAUUUGGGGCAGACAAUUUGCCAGGGAGAAAGGGGGCAAAAUAAUAGGCAGUGGUAAAGGGAGGGCCACUCUUUGCAUAAUGAAGUUAAAAGUCCAUUUAAAAGUCAAUUUGCUUAUCUUGGGAAGACUCCUUAACAUUUUGCCACAUCCAUGAAUUCCACUAAGAAAGCAAUUCUUUCUCAGCUUAAGCCCCCACCCCUUACCACCUUUGGGGACAACAAUCUUACAAGGUUGUUGUAGGAAUUACUGAGGCAAAUUGUGCCCAGCACUUUGAGCAUUCUGAUUGUGUUUGGCCAGAGCAGCAUACACCAGUCUCACCUGCCUUAAUAUUCCAGAGUUAUGCCAACACAAAGACUCGUGCGGAGAUGCGUGGUGGCGGCAGAAAACCCUGGGCACAGAAGGGCAGCGGACGGGCCCGGCAUGGCAGUAUCCGGUCACCUUUGUGGCGUGGUGGUGCGUGAUGAUCUCUCUCUCCAUCUCAAACCACUGUGCGAUAUGUCAUCUCUGUAAGCCUUGGAGACACUAGUAGCUGUUCCCUUUGUGGCUGGGAUGCAGAUACCCAAAACAUUGCUGUGUCAACAGAGCCCAAACACUGUCCCUUCAGAAGGCUGUUAGUGUGCAGCCAAGAUAAUAAUAAUAAUAAUAAUAAUAAUAAUAAUAAUAAUUUUUAUUUAUACCCCGCCCUCCCCAGCCAAGGCUGGGCUCAGGGCGGCUAAAAAGCAAUAAUAAAAACAAGUUGAGUGAAUAUAACUUAAAAACAAGAUUAAAAGACAACAUUAAAAUAUUGAAACAUUAAAAUAUUAAAAUGCAGCCUCAUCACAGGAGGAGAAAGGAAAAAGAAAGAGGGGGAGGGAAUCAAAUUGGCUCCAAGCCAAAGGCCAGGCGGAACAACUCUGCCUUACAGGCCCUGCGGAAAGAAAUCAGAUCCUGCAGGGCCCUGGUCUCAUGAGGCAGAGCAUUCCACCAGGCCGGAGCCAGUGUUGAAAAGGCCCUGACUCUGGUUGAAGCUAAUCUAACUUCCUUAGGGCCCGGGACCACUAGGGUGUUGCUAUUUAUGGACCUUGAGGGUCUCCGUGGGGCAGACCAGGAGAGGCGGUCCCGUAGGUACGAGGGUCCUAGGCCGUGAAGGGCUUUAAAGGUCAAAAGCAGCACCUUAAAUCUGACCCUGUACUCCACUGGGAGCCAGUGCAGCUGGAAAAGCACUGGGUGAAUUUGCUCCCAUGGCAGAGACCAUGUGAGGAGCCUCGCUGCAGCAUUCUGCACCCACUGGACUUUCUGGGACAGCUUCAAGGGCAGCCCCGUGUAGAGCAAACUACAGUAGUCAAGCCUGGACGUGACCGUUGAAUGGAUCACUGUGGCCAGGUCGGGGCUGGAAAGGUAAGGGACCAACUGCUUGAUGCGGCGAAGGUGGAAAAAUGUCGCCUUGGCUGUUGCUGUAACCUGCGCCUCCAUGGAAAGGGAGGUGUCAAGGAUUACACCCAAACUCUUUAACGGAAGGCAAUGGCACUAAUUGGGCCCCCGCAAGAGAAGGGAGUUGGUCCCUCAUCCCCAUGCCAUCCCGACCCAGCCAUAGGACUGCUGUCUUCGAAGGAUAUAGUUUCAAUCGGCUCCCACGAAACCAUCCAGCCACAGCUUCCAAGCAUCUGGUCAGUGUGUAAGGGGCCGAGUCGGUGUGGCCAUCCAUCAGCAGAUAGAGCUGAGUGUCAUCAGCACAUUGGUGACAACCCAGCCCAAAGCUCCGGGCAAGGGGGCACAUAAAGAUGUUAAAAAGCAUCAGGGAGAGGAUUGCGCCCUGUGGCACUCCACACACCAAGGAGUGGCGCGACAACAUUUCCCUCCCUAGUGCCACCCUCUGUCCCCGACCAGAGAUAAAAGAGCACAGCCAUUUAUGGGCUAUGCCCUGUAUCCCCACGUCGGCGAGACGGUGGUCCAGAAGAUCAUGAUCGACCAAGUCAAAGGCUGCUGACAAAUCUAAAAGGAUCAGCAGUCCUGACCUCAAUCCAGUUGUCUACAGAGAUCAUCUGUUAGGGCAACCAGAGCUGUCUCGGUCCCGAAACCAGGACGGAACCCGGACUGAAAUGUAUCUAAAGCCGAUGUUUCCUCCAGAAACCUACCAAGCUGUUCAGCAACCGCUCUCUCAAUUACCUAACCCAGGUAUGGAAGAUUUGAAACUGGGCAGUAAUUGGAUAGGUCUAAAGGAUCUAGUGAAGUUUUCUUUAAGAGCGGACACACCACUGCUUCCUUCAGUUCCCCUGGGAAUGUCCCCGUGCCAAGGGACAAAUUGAUAAUUUCAACCAGCGGGGUCCGCGCAGCAGCUGGACACGCUCUAAUCAGCCAAGACAGGCACGGAUCGAGGAGGCAGGUGGUGGGCCUACCAACUUAGAGGAAUCUAUCCACAUCAGCAGGGAGUAUCCGAUUGAAAUGGUCCAACACUGGACCCGAAGUCAGUCGAGGGGCCUCCAGUUUAGUCACUGUAUCUAAAUUAGCAGGGAGGUCACGGCGGAGCAACAGGACUUUCUCCGCAAAAAAAGCUCACGAAUGCCUCACAGCUGUGGGUCGAAUCUGGGCUUAAAUUUGGUUGUCCUCCUAAUUAUUCUAAAAAGUUGUGCCGGGCGAGAGCUAGCGGAUGCAAUGGAAGCUGCGAAGUAAGAUUUCUUAGCAGCUUUCAUAGCUAUCUCAUAGGCUUUCAUAAGUGUCCUAUAAGAUGUUCUUGAGGCUCCGUCACAAGUCCGUCGCCAUAUUUGCUCUAGCUGUCUGAGAUCCCGCUUCAUUUUCCGGAGCUCCUCAGUAAACCAAGGAGCCCGGUUUUGACGGGGUCGCAGAGGGUGCUUAGGCGCGAUCUCAUCGAUGGCUGCCAAGAGCCGGUUAUUCCAGUCCUCGACAAGGUCAUCUAAUGAGUCGCCAGGAGGAGCAGGGUCCCGCAAGGCCUGACGGAAUCCAUCAGGAUCCAUCAGCCUUCGCGGGCGAGCCCAGAUAGGCUCGCCACCCGAGCAGGGGAGGAGCGGGAAGUCAGUCUUGGCUUUCAGAGUGUAGUGAUCAGACCAUGGCACUUCCACAGAGGGGAGCAUGAUCUCAUCUAUGCCAGCACCAAAGAUCAGAUCCAGCGUGUGGCCUGCUUGAUGAGUGGGGCCCAAAAGAAACUGGGAGAGCCCUAGUGUUGCCAUGGAAGUCACUAGGUCCAGAGCCUGUGAGGAGGGAGCGGCAUCGGCAUGGACGUUGAAGUCUCCCAAAACCAGUAGGCUUGGGAACUCCAAGGCCCAGCCUGCCGCCACCUCCAGCAGGUCUGACAGGGUGGCUGCCGGUGCACUAGGUGGUCGGUACACCAGCCAGACAGCCAAGCUCUCCUUGGUGCCCCACACGAGACCAACAGAUUCAAUGCCGGAGAUCGCCGGUGCUGGCAGAGUUCUGAAAGAGCAAUCCUCCCAGAUUAACAAUGCUACUCCUCCCCCCCGACCCACAGUCCGCAAUUGAUGGAGGACAGAGAAACCUGGGGGUGUUAUCUCAUGUAGGGAGACUACUUCGCCUUCCCGUACCCAGGUCUCUGUCACGCAAGCCAGGUCAAUCCCCUGCGAGACAAAAAAGUCACGCAUGUUGGCGGUUUUGUUACCUAUGGACCUGGCAUUGCACAGCACCAAUGACGGAGGUGGGUAAUCCCUGCUUGCCCUACCCUCGUCCCUUGGGAUGGGGCGUAGAUUGGAAGGGGUUCGAGCAUCAUUGCAUCUCAAAACCCUUCGCCGAUAGUGAUAUCUAGCCCCACCGCCAUUCCUCCCUAGCCCUUCAAUAGUGGAAAUCCCAGACCCUAUACUACCUUCCCCAAUAGAGGGGUUACAUCCCCUCACUAACAAGUCAUCCCUGGACCAGGACUCCUGGGUCAAAAUGGUAUGGGGAAGAGGUGAAGUUUUGAUAGGGUAAGUAUCCCUAGAAGAUAAAACCCAACCAACCGCACCCCAAGCGGGGAGGGCAGUCCCAUGGUGUUUCGUUAACUGUCAAUCCCCCCUCCCUCCUGGAUUGAUUGGAUGAUGUGUUUAUUCCCACUAACGUCCCAUAGACCUCUCUGGCUCUUGCUUUUAGGUGGUGUUGCCUGUGGCCCUCGUGGUCCCACCAGCUACUACUACAUGAUCCCCAUGAAAAUGCGUGUCCUGGGACUCAAGGUGGCAUUGACAACCAAACUGGCACAGGUAUCACACAGCCACAAUUCUUUGUGAAUUCAAAGAGUUAUUACCAGUGUAAUAGGCUGUGACUGGUCGAAGGGUUGGCUCAUGGUUAUUUUUUUAAGGUCUGGAACUGGACUCUGUAGUUAUGUUUGUAUAUCUCUGUCUAGCAGUAGUCAUAUUACUUAGUAUUUAUAUAGUACUUACAGGGUUUCCAAACAACAUCAUCAUAGUAUAUUCUACAGCAGUUCUGUAACAGGGAAUCUGAAGAACCCAUUAGGUCUGUCCACCUGUUGCAGUGAGGGUGCAGGUUGCUUGCAGUCCUUUGCAGACGCAAUUGGGGUCACAGUAACCCAAUUUUUUGCACAGAAUAAUAACAGUCAUGAAGAGGAACAGUUGGGUUGCAAGGAUUUCUAACUAGGGAACAAAUCAGGUUUGUAAAAGCACUUCAUUAACCUGUGGGGGUAUUAUUGAUCCCUGAUAGUAGUGAGGCUAAUGAAAGUGAAUGAUUUGUUACUUUGGAAAUAGAGAAAUAUUGUGCUUUUUACCCUUUAUGCGCCUUUCUCCUAACAUAACAGAACAAGCAGGUUCUGGCUAGACACUAAGAAGAUCAAAAUAAUUUAAAUAGCAUUUCUGAGGUCAUUUUAAGCCCUACUACCUUAAUUGCAUUGUUUCCCCCCCCCUUUAUUUUUUCAUUCAUUCCAAUGAGUAGAAUUAACUAAAUUCUGUAAAAAAUAAAAACAUCAAUUUUUAGGACCCAUCACAACCCUGCAGUGGAGGCUCUCACCUUGUUAUGGUUGAGGAAUACCUGGAGCAUGAAGUUGGGAAAGACUGGCACAAAUAUAUAUAUAUAUAUAUAUAUAUAUAUAUAUUUAAAAUAGUGUUGUCAUGUUAUUUUUGCCCCUACCUGUUUACAUGUGGCUAAAGAAACCCCUGGCUAUAUGGAAUGCUCUCUGCUUAAUGCACAUUUAUUUUAAUUAGUCCAUAAUCACAGAGGAGAUGUGUGGAAAUUUGAUUAUUUAAUUCAGAAUCCUUCCAAAAAGCAUCCCAUGUGCUGGCAAGAAAAUAUGAUGGUCUGUGGAGAAAAGCAGUUGCGGGCCUCAGUAUAGCAGUGUUUAAAAACCAGUGACCUGGCCAACAGCACUAGAUUCUGAUAUUCCUGGUUCUGGCAGCCUCUCCCCACAUUGCCCAUGUGAAGCCUGCAUGCUGUGCUCUUGCCCUUUUUGUGUGCUCCCAUUUCCAACAGUGACCAGCUGCUGUGGCUUCCCUCCCUGCCAGUGAUUCACUGUCAGCCUUCUGUCUCCAUGCUUGCUCUUGUGAGCUGCUGCUGAGAACUUCAGUCUGAGUUUGGGUUUUUUGUCUUUUUAAAUAGAACCCUUCCCCUUGCCACUGCUUUUACUGACAAACAAAAAUGCCUGUAGGCUAAGGCACCACUGCUCAUCUGCUGCAGCAGAAAAAUUCUCUCUCCCCUACAAAGGGCUGCCUGAGUUGGCAGCUGUUAUUGUUGCUGCUUUGUAGUUGUUGCUAAUGUUUUAUACAGAGUGGUCAAUGUGCAUGUAGCCUUACUGACUAGCGUAAGCAGAAAUGACAGAUCCCUGCAACUGAGGUUUCAUGUAAUUGGGCUUUGUUCUAGUUCAGAAUGAAUAAUUUGAAGGGUUAAGCCAAAGGAUUUGAGGAAAGCUUUAGUUCUGCUGUCUUUUCCUUGAGUCAGACCACUGGCCCAUCAAGUUGCUUUUUGUCUACUCAAAGUGGCAGUAGCUCUGCACCACUCAGACAGUGUUUCUUCCAGCUCUGACAUCCUUUUAACAGGGUGGGGAAGGGGGUGUGAACCUGCAACCUUCUGCAUGCAAGGCAUGUGCUCUGUCACUGAGCUACAAACACUUGUUUGGGAUUUUCAGGAAAGGCUUUUGUGACACCUCACAGGUGCCCUGGAAGAGAGCUGCAGACAUAAGAAACACCAUGGGAGAAGUAGCUUAGCAGGCAGGCUUCUGUUCAUUUCCUUCGGCUCUUUUCUUCUCUCUUUGCCUGCAGGAUAAUCUGCGUGUUGUAGACUCUCUAGAUAUGCCAACUUCUGACCCACAGUAUCUGAUGGACCUGGCUCGCUACAGACACUGGGGAGAAUCAGUGCUGAUUGUCGAUGUGUGAGUUUUGCUUCUUCAGGUUCUGUUUGGGGGGUGGCUGAGGAUACAGCCUGUCACUGGGGUCAGAGCUUUAGAGACACUCAUGUGGUUUUGGAGGAUGUUGGUUUGACCAAAGGUUGCUGCUGUCUUGAGCCACGGGAACACUUUCAGAAAUGGCCCAAGUGUUUGUGACAACUUUUAUCCAGGCCAUUGGUUUUCAAACUGAAAAACCCUAGAGUUCAGCAGAACCUUUUUCAGGGGUCCAGAAUAAAAAGAUCAGUAGUGUCCCAACAAGUUGCUUUGAAGUACCCACCACUACUGAUCUCUUGAACUGUGCAGUCACAUUCAGUGUUUGGUUCACGCAGGGUGAGAGUAAGAUCCAUCAGGCCCGGCCCCUGGGAACCUGCUUUGUUCUCUAAAGUAUGCCUUGGGAUGCUCCAUGGUGCAUUCCAGUGACCGUGAGGUUGAGAUGGAGAAGGUUUCCAACCAAGGUGGAAGAUGGUUUUUUGGUCAUGUAAAACAAGAAAAAUAGCAUUAGCUUCAGUCAUGUGACUGGGUACUGGAGCUUUAUGGAUUUAGGUAGCUUUUAUGUGUCAGAAUGUGUCUCUACAUAAAAUGGCUCAAGUUUCAACCGUGUCCCUUGUGAUUUCAUCCAAGUUUGAAAUGCCCUUCAUCAUAAAUGUCGCACGCUUGUUUAGGUGUGCAAGAACAUGUCUGUUGUAAAGGUUGGAAAUUAGGCACUUUGAUUGUUGUUGUUUAGUUGUAUCCGACUUUUCGUGACCCAUGGACCAGAGCACCCCUGUCUUCCACUGCCUCUUGCAGUUUGGUCAAACUCAUAUUAGGCACUUUUUUAUUUGGGCACAAUUACCUUAAGCUGAGUGGGAUGCUGGUGGCGCUGUGGUCUAAACCACAGAGCCUAGGGCUUGCCGAUCAGAAGGUCAGCGGUUCGAAUCCCCGCGACGGGGUGAGCUCCCGUUGCUUGGUCCCUGCUUCUGCCAACCUAGCAGUUCAAAAGCACGUCAAAGUGCAAGUAGAUAAAUUGGUACAGCUCCAGCAGGAAGGUAAACGGUGUUUCUGUGCGCUGCUCUGGUUCGCCAGAAGCGGCUUAGUCAUGUUGGCCACAUGACCCGGAAGGUGUACACCGGCUCCCUUGGCCAAUAAUGCAAGAUGAGUGCCGCAACCCCAGAGUCGUUUGCAACGACCUAACGGUCGGGGUCCCUUUACCUUUACCUUAAACUGCUGUGUUAACAGUAGAGGGCCCUGAAACCUGAAGCCCUCGUUGAAGUCCAUUUGUUGGGCUUGUUUUUCAUUGUGCCUCUGGGUUGGAUUCUUCUUCUUUUUAUAAUAAGUUUUUAUUGUUAAAAUAGUUCAUCAUUAAUACACAUAUAUUACAGAUACACAAGCCUACAAACAUACAUUUCAUACAAUCCUUAAAAGUGUUCAAACAUACUUACACUCAAUCCCACAAAUAAUUCCCAUACAGAGUAUUCUUCUGACCAAAAUUCAUGCAAACAACUUUCAUAUUGAAACAUCAUAGAGACUUGCAAUGCUUUAAGCAGCCUUUCCCAAGCUGGUGCCCUCCAGAUGAUGUUGGACUCCAACUCCCACCAGCCCAGGCAGCAUAGGCAUAGUCAGGGAUGAUGGGAAUUGGAGUCCAUAAUAUCCAGAGGGCAGCCGUUUGGCAAAGGUUGCCUUACAGACUGACUUAAAGACUUAACAGAUUUAUUGUCUGCAAAGUGCGCUUUAGCCUGCAACAUCUAUAAGACAUUAAUUUCUUAAGGCAGUAUAGCAAUAUUUUCUAUUUUGUGGCAACACAGUUUCAUGGCAAACAUUUUGGAACAGUUGUAAUCUUUGUGAGGCUUCCGAACCAGAGCGACUCUUCAAGCCCCUUUUGCUAAUCAAGUUUUUGAGCAAUGAGCCUCUAGUGCAGACUCCAGCAGGGACAGGAGAUAGGUACGGAGGGAGGCAAAUGAGGACCCCCCCCUCCCGGUCACUGCAUACCGCCCAGCCAAAAUGUAAAGGGGAAUGACUAGUAUUUUGUACCCAACAAAUCCUGGACCUGAACCUGCAAAACAUUUUCCCUUUCUGGCUUCCAGCAAUGACUUACCUGAGAACAUCAAAGCUGCAACGAGAGGCCUUAAAACCAUCACAGUCCUACCAGCCGUAGGUGAGUGGGGUUGGGGAGAAUGGGCAGGGCCUUCUGCAGAAUGACUCACUGCAUACUUAGUCUGGGUGGAGUAGGAUGCUGAGGCAGUUGCAGGCAAGCAUCCCACCCAGUCUCUAAUUCUUCAUACAGCACAGCAGUUUCAAUGCACAAAACAUCUAUCCAUAUCUGUCUAUUGAUAUUCUUUACUUCAUCCUUUACUGCUUAUGACUAUUGGCCUUACACUGUAGUUUAAACAAGAAACAAAGUAUAGUAAAGUGCGUGCACACACAGGACAAAGGCAUAUUCUUAAGCAAGUUCUUGAGUUAAUUGGUCAGCUUUAUAGUUAACAGUCUGAGGAUAUUUACUAUGACUUGUGCUAACAUUGACAGUGAAUAAUGUAGCCAAUAUAUCCAUAUCUGACUGUAGAGCACCAGUGAUUGCAUAACAAGGCCAGUUCCUAUAAGGGCUCAAAUGCAAUAAAUGAAAAGAAAAACACCCCAGGCUGUCCACCUGGAGAUGCUGGGGAUGGAACCUCGGAUCUUCUGGAUGGAAGGCAGCACUAUGACAUUUCCCCUCACUGGCCCCCCUUCCUGUCUCUUGCAUCCAAGCUAGUCUUCUUGUCAUGUCUUGCCAUUGCUACCCUUCUGCUCUUUGGGCCCAGGUCUCAUUAGAGAUACAGCCUGACUCCUGUGUCUUUUUUCCUCACAGGUCUCAAUGUGCACAGUAUGCUGAAGUACGAGACCCUAGUGCUGACCCUGGAUACAGUUGCCUUCCUGGAAGAGAAGCUGCUGUGGCAUGACUCGCGAUACAGGCUGCUCUACCCUUUGCAGUUGCCCUAUAGCGACUUCCCAUAACCUUUAUGGCGAAGGUGGACUGAACAGCUGUGAGCUGGACACCUCUCACUCCUUGCAUCCUUGGAAGAGUUUUUCCCCACCUAACAUGAACAUUAAAGCUAACUUGUCUUCCCAAGUUGCAGCCUGC